AUGGCAGGUUCCGGCAACUCUCCUGCUCCUGAAUCAUCAGUCGUGAAUGAGAAGAAGGCAUCAGAAGAUGGUUCUCCUCCUCCUCCUCCUUCGCCACCACCGGCGACGUCACCGGCUUCUCAACCGCCAACCUCUACUCCGAAAUCCCCGCCUCCAUCUCCACCUUCUCCCUCACCUCCUAAAUCUUCGCCGCCUCCGGAUGAGUCCCCCACUCCUCCUCCCAAAGAGUCACCAUCACCACCACCGCCUUCUUCCCCUCCACCUUCUUCUCCUCCGCCUUCAUCUCCUCCACCGUCAUCUCCCCCACCGUCACCGUCAUCUCCGCCUAAAUCCAAUACCAAAGCACCUCCACCUCCACCGUCACCGUCACCCCCAAAAGCUUCAUCACCGGGACCACCAUCAGAUUCGUCCCCUCCCAAGGACAACUCUCCACCGUCAUCAGACGGCGAAAACAAUAAUGCUCAACCUCCUCCGCCGUCCGAUCAAGGCGAUCAGGGCACUCCUAAAACCCCUGUUUCGCCUCCUCCACCUGGCACCCCUGCCGUCCCGGCGCAGCCAACUCUGAACCCGCCAACUCCCGCCGUCCCCGCCGCUCCGAAGCAACCUGCUCCUAAGACUCCACUACCUCCCACACCUCCACCUCCAAAGCAACCAGCUGCUGCCAACAAAACCGCAGAUGACUCAAGUAACAACUCGAGUCACACCGGUACCGUGGUAGGCUUGACUGUAGCCGGAGUUUUCCUGUUCGCAUUGGUCGCCGUCGUUUUCCUUUUUGUCAGGAGGAGGAAGAAGAAAACGCAACCCUAUCCCCCGAAUUACAUGGCAGCACCUCCCGGAGCUGCUCUAACACCAGAGGGAUAUUAUCAAGGUCCGAAUUCCGGUCAGGCUGAAAGCUACUAUUCCAAUGGACCAUAUGCGCAGUCGACGCAGACAUACGGGGCGGAGGGUCAGAGAGAAAGGAACGGCGGUGGAUCAGACUCGGAUCUCAAUAUUGGUGGCCAUAAGGCACAUUUCACCUACGAGGAGCUGAUGGAGAUUACUAACGGAUUUUCCCGCCAAAAUGUGCUUGGCGAGGGCGGUUUUGGGUGUGUCUACAAGGGCUGGAUGCAGGAUGGGAAAGUGGUGGCGGUCAAGCAGCUUAAGGCCGGUAGCGGGCAGGGAGAGAGGGAAUUCAGGGCUGAGGUCGAUAUUAUCAGUCGCGUGCACCAUCGGCAUUUGGUGUCUUUGGUUGGAUAUUGCAUCUCUGAGCAGGAGAGAUUGCUUAUCUAUGAAUAUGUUCCGAAUCAAACUCUUGAGCACCAUUUGCAUGGUGCUGGAAUGCCGGUGUUGGAUUGGACUAAGAGACUCAAGAUUGCUUUAGGGUCUGCAAAGGGUUUGGCAUAUUUACAUGAAGACUGCCAUCCAAAAAUUAUUCACCGAGAUAUUAAAUCCGCGAACAUUCUCUUGGAUGAUUCCUUUGAAGCACAGGUUGCAGACUUUGGACUUGCCAAACUGACAGAUGAUAUGAAUACUCAUGUAUCCACCCGAGUCAUGGGAACAUUUGGGUACAUGGCUCCUGAGUAUGCAUCAAGUGGGAAGUUGACAGAUAGAUCAGAUGUAUUCUCAUUUGGGGUUGUGCUUCUAGAGCUUGUAACCGGGCGCAAACCUGUUGACGCAACUCGACCUUUGGGGGAUGAGAGUUUGGUAGAAUGGGCUCGUCCACUCCUUAUUAAGGCACUUGAAUCAGGUGACUUGAGCGAACUAGUAGAUCCUCGGCUUGAGAAGCAUUAUGUGGAGGGACAAAUGCUAAGAAUGGUUGAGGCAGCAGCUGCAUGCGUGCGUCAUUCUGCUACAAAACGACCACGGAUGGCACAGGUCUGUAGAGCAUUGGACUGUGAAGGUGAUGAUCUCUCGAAUGGGGUGAAAUUCGGGCAGAGUACCGCUUAUGACUCUGGCCAGUAUAAUGAAGACAUUAUGAGAUUCAGGAGGAUGGCAUUGGGCAGUGGCAGCUCAGAGUUUGAAGUGUCUAGUGCAGAAUUUGCUGCUGGUUCCACAGAACUAUCAGGACCUAAAAAUUCAUGGACUACGACUCGCCCAGAUAUGUCAAGCGAUGAAUCAGAAACUCGAGCCUUUAACAACAAGGGUAGUGCCAGCAGGAACCAACGCACCACCAGUGUCCGGCGGUACUAAUUUCUAAAGAAUGAAUACUUAGUUCUGACCUAACCACAC
Fragaria vesca subsp. vesca is the source of this 2208-nucleotide messenger RNA. RefSeq names its product proline-rich receptor-like protein kinase PERK13-like. Bases 1 to 2169 code for a protein of 722 amino acids. Lineage: Eukaryota; Viridiplantae; Streptophyta; Magnoliopsida; Rosales; Rosaceae. Gene Ontology annotation, biological process: protein phosphorylation. The record is from RefSeq and is a predicted model, not a curated record. Gene Ontology annotation, molecular function: ATP binding; protein kinase activity. The transcript has 8 exons.